AUGUGGCGCCUGCCCUCGACGCGCCUCUCGACGCUGGCCCUGCGUGCGCCAAUCGCGCGCCGCCACAUGGCCACGAAGACGCGCAUCCUCGUGACGGACCCGAUCGACGCGCAGGGCAUCGAUGCGCUGCGGGCGAAAGGCUACAACGUCGACGUCGGCAGCUUCGCGCCGGCCGAGCUCGUGGCCGCGAUCCCGAGCUACCAUGGCCUCAUCGUGCGCUCCAACACGCGCGUGACCAAGGACGUCAUCGAGGCCGGCAAGCAGCUGCGCGUCGUGGCGCGCGCGGGCACGGGCAUCGACAACAUCGACCUCGUCGCGGCCACGAAGGCGAGCAUCCUCGUCAUGAACACGCCGUGCGGCAACACGAUCGCAGCGACAGAGCUCACGAUGGGCCUCCUCACGUCGCUCGCGCAGCAGCACUCGAUCUCGGGCGUGCACGGCAAGACGAUCGGCCUCAUUGGCCUCGGCCGCGUCGGCGAGCAGGUCGCGAAGCGCUGCCUCGCCUUUGGCAUGAACGUGCUCGCGUACGACCCGCUCCUCUCGGACAAGGCCGCGGCGCGACUGGACAUCGAGCCCGCAACGCUCCACGACGUCUGCGCGCGCAGCGACUUUAUCUCGCUCCACUGCCCGCUCACGGCCGGCACGCGCGGCCUCUUGAGCAAGGACCGCCUCGCGCGCUGCAAGGACGGUGUCUACAUCCUCAACACGUCGCGCAGCGGCCUCAUGGACCUCGAUGCGGCGCUCGACGGCUUGGAGAGCGGGAAGAUCCAGGGCCUCGGCCUCGACGUGGUGCCGACGACGAACCACGCGAUCUUCCAGCACAAGAACGUGCUGUGCACGCCGCACAUUGGCGCCUGCACGAAGGAGGCCCAGGCGCGCGUCUCGCUGGCGGUCUCGACGCAACUGGACGCGGCGCUGCGCGGCCAAGCGUACAGUAACAUUGUGAACGCGCCGAACCUCGACUUGCAGCAGCACUGCAUCCGCCCGCCCUACGCUCUCCUCGCCGAGAAGCUCGGGAGCCUCCAGGCGCAGCUGCUCGGGACGGAGAAGAUCGCGACCGUCCGCGUCACGGCCCACGGCAAGGAGGUGUUUGCGAUCCCGCCCAACGUGCUCCGCGCGUCCGUGUGCAUGGGCCUUGGCCGCCACCUGCUCGAGCAAGAGGUGACGGCCGAGAACGCGCUGGACAUUGUGCACGCCCGGGGUAUCUCGACCGACGAGCAUGCGCAAGAAGAUAUGUUUGAGAAGGAAUUGCACUACAACAACGUCGUGACGGUCACGUGUCACUUGGACGACGGCACGACGCGGACGGUGACGGGCACGGUGUUUGGCGCCAACCAGCUCCGGCUCGUGCAGUACAACGCGCUGAGCUUGGACGCGAUUUUGAGCGGCAGCAUGGUCUUCUUCACCAACAACGACAAGCCCGGCGUGCUGCACGCGGUCACGUCCGUCCUCGCGAAACACCACGUCAACAUUGGUUGCUUUGGCCUCGGGCGCACCGACAACCACGCCGUCGGGGUCCUGAACGUCGAUGACGCGCCGUCGUCGCAGGUGCUCGACGAGCUCGCGCAACUGGACGCGCUCGGCAACGUCCGGCUCGUCAAUCUGCUCGACAUGCCGCUCUCGCUCCCGUCGCCGCUCAACGUGCCUGCGAUCAAGCCCAAGUCGAUGCAGUUUGGCUCGGGGCCGUGCAAGAAGCGGGCUGGCUACAGUUUCUCGGCGCUACCGACGCGGACGCUCGGCCGGUCGCACCGGUCGACGAUCGGCAAGCACGUGCUCGCCGACGCGAUCGCCAAAACCCGCGCCGUGCUCCAGCUGCCCGACGACUAUGUGUGCGGCAUCGUGCCGGCGUCCGACACGGGCGCGUUCGAGAUGGCCAUGUGGAACCUCCUCGGGCCCAAGCCGGUCGCCAUGUGCUACUGGGACGCCUUUGGGAAGGGCUGGCACCACGACGCGAUCAACGAGCUCCAGCUCGAGAACGUGGCGACCUUCUCAGCGCCGUACGGCGAGCUUCCCGACUUGGCCUCCGUGCCCAUGGACCACGACGUUUGCUUUACAUGGAACGGGACGACGAGCGGCGUCUGCGUGCCCGACGGCGACUGGAUCGCCGACGACCGGACCGGCCUCGUCUUCAACGACGCGACGUCGGCGGCCUUUGCGAUGGAGAUGCCGUGGCCCAAGAUCGACGUGUGCACGUUCAGCUGGCAAAAGGUGCUCGGCGGCGAGGGCGGCCACGGCAUGCUCGUGCUCAGCCCGCGCGCGCUCGAGCGCUUGGCGUCGUUUACGCCGACGAACCGCCCGAUGCCCAAGAUCUUCCGGCUCAAGAACAGCAAGGGCGAGGUGGGCAUGGACCUCUUCAAGGGCAGCACGAUCAACACGCCCUCGAUGCUCUGCGUCGAAGACUACAUUGAUGCGCUCGACUGGGCCGCGGCCCAAGGCGGCGUCGCGGGCCUUAGCGCCAAGGCCUCCAAGAACCUCAACGUCAUCGAACAGUUUGUGGAAGCCAACGCCGACUGGAUCCAGUUCCUCGCCAAGGACAAGGCGACGCGCUCCAAGACGUCCGUGUGUCUCCAGCUGCCCAAGGCGUCCAAGGCGCAGCUCAAGCAGCUCCAGACGAUCCUCGAGGUGAACGACGUCGCGGUGGACAUUGGCUCGUACAAGGACGCUCCGCCGGGCCUGCGUAUCUGGUGCGGCGCCACCGUCGAGACGGAAGACCUCGAAGCGCUCAUGCCGUGGAUCGAGUACGCGUACCACCAAGUCGUCGACGAGCCGAGUGCAUAAUCCUGUCGUUUAACCUUAACCACGUCUUGCACGUUCUGUCUCUGGCUCCGAUUUGUUCAAAGGCAAUCUAUAGUAGGCGUAUGACAAUAUGAA
Molecule: messenger RNA, 2871 nt
Organism: Saprolegnia parasitica CBS 223.65
Lineage: Eukaryota; Oomycota; Saprolegniomycetes; Saprolegniales; Saprolegniaceae
Exons: 1
Coding region: 1-2778 (925 amino acids)
Biological process (GO): L-serine biosynthetic process
Molecular function (GO): oxidoreductase activity, acting on the CH-OH group of donors, NAD or NADP as acceptor; O-phospho-L-serine:2-oxoglutarate transaminase activity; NAD binding
Source: RefSeq, a predicted model, not a curated record